Messenger RNA from Heterobilharzia americana, 8691 nucleotides. Lineage: Eukaryota; Metazoa; Platyhelminthes; Trematoda; Strigeidida; Schistosomatidae. The record is from the annotation of a GenBank genome assembly.
GUAAACAGUCGACAACUGCUUUUCGUUAGGCUUUCGAAAUAUCAACCUCAAUGUCAAUUUUAUAGUUAGUGUUGAUUUUUGAGUCACUCUCAUUCUAAAAAGCAAUGGGAAUAAAUAAUUCUGAGAACAAAGAUUUGCUGAAGCGCAUAAAAGAGUGGAAUUCUACAAGACUGGAUUUAUUUAAAAUCUCUGAGCCUAAUAAGUAUACGCAAACGUCAAGCACAGAGUUCAAGGCAAAAGAGCGCAAUGAAUUCAGUGGUGUGGUACGUUUCUUUUUCCGUGGAGAUGAUGGAAAAUAUCAAAGCAAGUGUUUACGUAUCACUAAUACAGCUACUGCAAGACAUUUAGUCAAUGUACUCGUGGAAAAAUUUCAUCCAGAUUUACGUAUGCUUACUGCUGGGCGCUAUGCAAUAUAUGAAUAUCAUACAAAUACUGGAGAACGCCGUCUAGGUGCUGAUGAAGCACCCUUACUCGUACAAUUGGAUUGGACAACUGAAAAUCAAGAAGGACGUUUUAUUUUGCGUGAUGAAUCUAAGCCACAGACAAUACAAAGACUUGUAUGCUUGAAGAGAAAUCAAACAAAGAAUGAUACAGCCUAUCAAAACGGCUCAUUGACAAGUGGAUUUAAACAAAGGUCUAACAGUAAAAGUAUGUUGAAUGUAGAAAACCCGGAUGAGGAAAAUAAACAAAACCGUGGAUUCGUUAGACGUUGGUCAUCGGGAUCGCGGAAAAAACGGCGAAAAUCUAGUAAACAUCGUUCUGGCGACUUGGAUGAUGAAUUAGAACAAAUUCCUGAUACAACUUUCACGCGAACUUUAUCUAACCCUGAUGAGGUGUUACGUCGUCGACGGCAACAACGAGUUCACAAUCGAAAUCAAGCUAUGGAGACUGGAGAUGGUGAUAAAAGAGGCAGUUUAGUGAAAAUAUAUGGCAAUGCAUUAAAUCCAACUAUUCCAUAUAUCCUGUUACCAUUAUGUAGUAAUGAUACAGCUGAACAAAUUGUUCAGUGGACAUUAGAAAAAUACAACUUGAUGAAUCAUGUUAAUCCAAGUGAUUAUUGUUUGGUUAUGGUGAAUCUACCGUCACGAAGUAGUGAUGGUGCUGGUGUUACUGAACGUCUACCUCAUGGCAUUGAUAAGGAAAUUACCAUGCACGACAAAGAUUGCGUUCUGAAAUUCCGUGAAAUGAUUCGAUCCAACUUUGGUGUAUCUAAUGUUGUACAAAUCAGGCAUCGAUAUCUUGUAGGUAAAGAUGGAAAACGCCCACCACUACCACCCCCAGCUUAUCCACAUGCUCCCGUUCAAGAAGCUCCUGUUUCACUCCAGUUGAAUACAUCUUCAGGCAAUACCAAGGGAGGACGACAAUUCCGGCGUGAGAGUCAACCAAUAUCAGAUAUGCCAUAUUUGGUCGAAGUAAUCAAUGAAUCCGAUCAUUCAGUGCAUCCUAGAGGAUUAACGAUCGAUUUGACUGACUUAUUCAUGAGAACCUACACUUUACCUAUUAAACUUGGCACUAUGGAAAGUAUGGUUGGACCGUACCCAAAUAUAGUAGUGGAUAAGAAUGAACAUCCUGAUAUUCGACCAGUUCAUUGUACAUUUUGUGUUGUCAUAACAACCAGUCCAACUUUACCAACAACAAAUUCAUCUAAUCAUACAUCGACCCUACCCAAAUGGAAAUUACCUAAAGCUGGAUCAACUUCAGAUUUAGAAAAUUUCACAAAAUUCUCCUUACUUCUUACACCAUCAUUGGAUGGUUUUGCUAAACCACCAGGACCAGCAUUGAUACGUGUAAAUGGUACACGUGUUACAGGUCCAAUCCUUGUAAGCAGUGAUGCAAUUAUACAAUUGGGUAAAUCAUUAUGCCUGAAAUAUAUUCAACCAAUACAAAUUAAAUCGAAUCAGUUCACCAAUAGCAAUAAUGGUAGUAGUAGUAUUAACAAUAAUAAUAUGCUAAUUACAAAUGAGAACACAAUGCAAAAUACACCACACACACUAACAGGAUUAUCAUCCAGUCAUCAUCAUCAUCAGCAACUGAAUACAUUAACAAAUCGGUUAUCAGAAAAACAAAUUCUCUCAACUAACGAUCGAAAUGCUGCAUCACGACUAAAGAAAGAUUCAAAUUCAACUGUUGCACCACUGUCUAAAUCACAAUCUUCCAAAGUAAUUCAAUCCAAUCUUACUUCAUCAACAAGGAGACAAGAUUCGAAUAAUCAUGCUGCUAAUGUUACCUCUAAAUCAUCGUACAAAUCUAACAGUUAUUCAGAUCAACUACCUUUAUCUAUUGACUUAGAAAAUACCUCUGAAGUGGCGUCUGAUACUUUAAUGGAUCAAUUCAUUCAUCUGCUUGAUCGAGUCCUGCAAUGUGCUCAAUCCGAUUUGACUGGUUCUGAACAUAGAGAAUCACAACAGAAAGACGCUACUUUAAAAACUCGUUCAUUCAACUUAGCACCAGCUUAUUCUAUGUACUUGACGUAUAGGGCGUGUGUCAGAAAAUUGAAUGCAUCUAAGCAAUUUCAACCAGCUGAGCGAGAUCACUAUAUUUCACAUUUAACAAAUUACAUGGCUACCCGGAUUUAUGAGUCUGUACCAAAUUUUAAUCGAAAUUCAAACACUGACCCAUCAUUAAUACGACCUUUAACGUAUUGGCUUGGCAAUAGUAGUGAAUUGUUACAUUUCUUCAAAAAUGAUAUUGAUCUCUGUUCAAAUCGACGACAGAAAUCUGAUCAAAAGGAUGCCAUAAGUCAAUCUGAUGCAUCACUUCAACCAUCAAUUAUAUGUCGAGAUGCCCUACAUAUACUGGCAGAAACUGUGGACCAUUGCUUCUAUUAUCUACGUUCAGUGAUGAAUAGUAUACUUCAACCAUGGCUGACAUGUUUAACUUAUCCUGGAGAUUUGGAUUUACAGGACGAUAUACUUCUAGACGAUAAGCCGUUGGAUCCAACAGAAAGCUGGAAUAAACAUAAAGAACCAAUAAGUAUGCAAAUCAUUUUACAAUAUUUCACAUAUCUAAUGCAGCAAUUGAGAAAGUCACGUGUUAAUGCUGCUUUAACAUUUCAACUAUACUCACAACUAUUCCAUUUCAUUGGUGCGCAUAUAUUCAAUACAGUUCUGAUUGAUACAGAAGCCAAACCAAGAAAUGUAUUAAGUGAAGGUAAUCUUUGGUUGACAAGACUUGGUGCAUCACGAUUAACUAGACGAUUGGAUCGUAUUAAAAGAUGGGCGCAUAAACAAGGUCUUGAACUGGCAGUUGAAUGCCGCCUUCAACGGUGUACACAGGCUUGUCAGCUAAUCAUGGCCAAUCGUACAAAUUUAGAUGAAUUUUACCAACAUUGCAUAAGUUUAAUUUCAUUGAACAGUCUUCAGUUGGAAUGGUUGUUGGCGCAUUUGUCUGAUCCACCACCAGUUCCUGACGACUGGAUUGAUUUGAUUGUGACUGGAGCUAAAGAAGUGAAUGACCGUGCAUAUGCAGAUGAAAUGGAGCACUACAUCAAUACAGGACAAUCUGACUUAACAGUCUCUGAGUUACAAUUGAAUGAAUUAAAAGAAUUACCUAUCCCGCUACUACUGCCGGCGGAUGGUUAUGCUUCAGAUGCUGUCUUAACUGGUAUCCCAGACGGUCUUUUGGAUUUUCUACGUCCGCUCAUCAAAGAUGGAUUAAUUAAGGUGAAGAAGCAUUCCAUUACAAAUGGACAAUUGGAUAACCGACCGUGGACUAAUUGUAUGCGCUUAGCAAUGUAUGAAAAAGAAAAUGACGAUCGAAAUCAACACAAUGAAGCGAAAUCGACAACAUUAUCAAGAUCUAAUCGAGGUCGUCCAAGUCCCACUACUACUGAUAAGCACGACCAAUUAAAACAAGAAAAUCGACAAGGUGAAAGACAACACUUCAAUGAAAGUAAUGAUAAUGAAACAAAUUCUACUAGUAGUCUUACUAGUAGUAUUGAUAGUAGUGGGAGCAAUUUUAAAGAAUUCUCUACACAAACUGUACGCUAUCAACCAAAUAAAACUGGGACUUUACAGAAAUCGUUUAACUCAUUACUGGCGAAUAAAGAGACGAGAACACACCUUUCUCUACCGGAUUUGAGUCAUGUCAGCUUUGAACAACUGGCUAAAGAAGCCAACGUACCAAUGAAGUCAAUUACUCAAUUCUUUUUGAAAAAGUACAAUAAUAGUCUAGGGUUGAGUAUAGUUGCCGCCAAAGCUGAAGGACAACGUCUCUAUGGAAUUUAUGUUAAAGAAAUUGUGCCGAAUGGGGCUGCUGAUCGCGAUGGCCGUUUAAAAACUGGUGAUCAAAUUUUAGCCAUCGGUAAUACAAGUCUCAUCGGUUGUGCCCAGUCAGAUGCUGUGGCGAAAAUCUCUAAACAGAGUAGACCAGAUGAUGGUGUACAAUUAAUAAUUGCAAGAAAAGCAGCCCAAUAUCAUAAAAUUAUUGAGUUGAUUCGACCUGCAACAACAGCAGCAACAACAACAACUGCUACCACUGUCAGUAGUAUUAAUAACCAUGCUGGCAUUGUUAAUCAUGACAACCGACGUUUACAAUCAGCUGAAAUGCAUUUAACCACAGAAAAUCAACAUCGUGUACGUGAUAAGCCUCAUUUUAAUCGUAGUCAACCAGAUCUACGGACAGAAAAUCUCCAGAAUAUUCCUGUUGACAACAGUCAUUCAAGAAACAGAGACAGGAAGAGUAACGACAGUAAUCCUCCUCAGCGUCAUCAUCAUAAACAACAACAAAACGAACAACAAUCACAACACACUAACUAUACUAGUAAGCCAGAAAACGGCUACACUGCCCGAAAUUAUCAUCAUUAUACCGUGAACAAAUCAAGACAAUCAGAUCAAAAAAAACAACAAAUUGGUGGUUCACUCAGUCGUUCUACUCCGUCCCUGAACUUAGCUGAAGUUGGAAUAAAUGAAGAAGUUGUUGAACAAGACAAGAAUGAAAGCUAUACAGAUGAGAAUCGAAGAACAAGUCAUCGAGUAAAACGUUCAUCAAGAAAUCGGACAUAUCUUCCAGGGAAAAUUGAUAGGCCUCAGAGUGUAGGUCCAAGAUCCACAUCAGAAGUUGAUCGACAGCGUAUUCAUUCGCAGUCUACACCAAGUUCACCAUCAUCGUUGGUUACAACCACAUCAUCAUCUGAAUCAGAUAUUGUCGUGAAUGAACCAGACGAUGAUAACGAACAGUAUCGCAGUAAUUCUCGUCUUCAAAAUCAUCAUCAUCAUCGUAACUUUCAGUCUACACAUAAACAACAGGAAUUAAAUCAAGGCACUAGUAGAACGGAAACAUCAGCUGAAUCUUUACGACAGCAUAAAAAUAAAAAACUUUCCUCAUCUCCAUCACUACCAACUCAUCAUAUUCAUGCAAAGUUCCAGUCACAACCAAACAUCUCAAAAAACAUAGACGAUAUCAUUGAAAAUGCUAAUAACAAUAAUAAUAAUAAUAAUAAUAGUGAUAAUAAAAAUUCCCCAGUGAAUAGUGAUGCUGCGUAUCCAUCUUAUCGUCAUCAUGAAAAGCCUUUACCGAUGGUAGAAUCCGUUUCUAAUGAAUUUACAAGUUUGGAAUCUGUUAGUAGUCAACAAACUGUUUGCAGUUUAAAUGAAUCACAGCCAAUUACAGAUAACUAUAAUCAUAGGAUGAGGGCAAAUAGUCAUGAAACUCGACGUGUUCGCCAUCAACCGCCGCCGCCACCGCCACCACAAACAUCUCAACCGUCAAAUGCACCAUUGAACCAUGCUGCAAAAAAUGAAAUUUUAUUGACUACGAAAGAUUCUAGAAGUGAGAAAGUUACCUGGCGUGAGACAGACUUGGAUCAUUGUGAAAUACAGAAAUCUGUUGGUAAUGGUAUUGCUGCUGCUGCUACUGAUGAUGAUGUUGAGGAAUGGAGCCAACAUAAAUGUACAAUUAACGGUAAAGCUAAAUCAUCUGUAAAAAUUCAAGAAGCAGAAGAAAUCUCAAGAAACAAUUCACCGAAAUCGUUAAAAAGUGAUAAUCUCACCUCUGAUCGCAGUUCAGAUGAUCGCCUUCCUCAUUACUCACAUCCAAUUGAGAACGCCUCAUUGUUUAGAGGUAAUGAAAAAGUGACUGAAGAGAUACCAAAAAGUGCCAGUGCCACAACAGGACUGCAUAAUGAUCAACGUGUUCAAUCUGACCAGAGUGUAUCGCAUCCUAUCGUCUCGUCAUCGGGAAAUUAUCAACAAGGCAACUCUACGUCAAAAUCACUGAUGCAUGAAGACGAGCCAGCCUCAGAGGCGUUGAAGCCACCUUCUCAUGCAGUUGUUUCCAUUAAUCGAUGGACUGAAGAGUCGAAUGUAACAAUCAAUGGACCAGUACAUUUUACUGACCUUCCAAAUGUACAUAUUGAUCCCCAACGUGGUCGCAUCUCAACCAAAUCUUAUCCUAACAAUAACACAAACAAAACGCCAAACGAUCUACAUGAACACGUAUCACAUAAAUUAACAAAUAAUUACUCAAAUGACAUUAUUCUACCUUCAAAAUCGCUUGUACAUGGUCGUAUUUCUCAGUUUACAAGUGAAUAUGAAGAAUUCAACUUACCGAAAACCUCUACAACAACUCGACAAAAAUCUGUUUAUCUAUCAUCUUCAUCUUAUCAAAAUGGAACCUCAGGUACAAAAAUGUAUCCAGAGAAUAAAGGCGUCAAUGAAGCAUUCCCUAGAACGAAUCAUGCUUCCAAUCCUCGAUUAAAUCAAGAAAUGCACAAUCCACAUGCCUAUUCUAGACCUUUAAAUACUCCAUCAUUUGUCCCCUCACCGCCUCCGGUACCAACUGCAGAAUAUCCGCAAUAUCAUCCACCUGAACGGUUAGAACCAGUUCACUGGUCAUCAUACAAGCAUUGUUCAUCUUCUGAUGAACAGAAUAAGAAUGAUCAAACUACAUGUCCUUACAGUAGUGUAUCAAAUGUGUCACCUAAACCUCCGAGUUCAGUUACAUUUCAGCCCUCUACAAUCAACUCAUCACUGAAGCUGUUGGAGCAGACAACCAAUAAACCAGAUUCUGAAAACAGCUACCAGUCUUCACCGUCUCUAUACUCCAGUAAACCAACUGUACAUACCUCUUCAUCGCCAACUAGUUCAGCUGCAAAUCGAGUGAUUGCACUUCAGUCGGAAAUUGCAGAUUUAGAAGCACGACAACGUGUAGAUAAUCGAUUGGACUUAGGUCCAACACUUGAUAGACUACGUGUUGAGUUACAAUUUCAAAAACGUCUUGCAGAACGUGAGUCAAACUACAGAACAAUCUUGAAUACUUCUUCUAGUUAUAAUACUCCAGGAAUGGUAAACGAGAUGAAAACAUACAGUUUACCGGACAAAUCCAACACAUUGGAAUCUGUUCACUCACGUCCGUCUUCUGUGUCAGUCACAAGUCAACCCUAUCAACACGACUGGAUUCAUAAACGGAAUCAAGCUGAAGAAGAACUAUUGGAGAGGCAAAAUCAAAGAAUAUCUCAGCUGGAACAGGAGCACAAAGCAAUGUUAAUUCGGCAGGAAUUACGCGCAAAAGAACGUAAUCAGUGGUUUGAGCACAAACAACAACAACAACAGCAACAGCCAUCAGCACACAGCCCUUCCAAUUCAUUAUCACAACACAUAAACAAUGGUGGUGAUGAUGAUAAUGAAAUAAAAUCCUGGAAUUAUCAAACUUUAAGUCAAGUACCACUCAGGCAGAGUUCGGAUGAUAACCUUUCCCAAGCAUCCAGUGGUCUGAAUCGCUAUGGACGCCCAAGAUUUGACGAAAAACAAGAGAUGCAUAAGAUUCCACCCUAUUCAUUACAACAUCCAAUUCAAUCUCGUCUAGGUCCACAAGUCGUUGAAGGUGAAUUAAGUCGUCUUCAUGUCUCUGGACCGGGAUCAUCGAUUGAUGGUAGUAUACGUGUAAAAAAAUCUGUAUCAUUUGAUAAAAACCUGGAGACUAUAUCUGUCUACAGUCCGCCUACAACACCCCAAGACAGUCUGAUAGAACAUUCUUCUGGAAGCAGGUUACAUAUUCCUAAUAGAACAGUACAUAAUCCAGGGAUGAAAACUUCACCCAAUCCUCCUGCGCCACCGACUACUUCAUAUAAAAAAGCCUUGAGUCCACCAAUUGGCUUUGAGAUUGAUGAUAAUAGAACAAAUGUCUUAGAUAAACACAAUCAGUCGAACAGAAUAAGUUCAAACAAUAGUGUGCCCAGAUCGUCAUCUCAGGGAAAGAUUCCUACAAGCAAUAUGCCUAAUAUAACUGUCAAACCACCACCGAAUGCAGAGCUGCUACCGUUCAAAGAGAAAAUGCGUUUAUUCGCUCAACAAAUUGGAGAAGAUCCACCCAAAGAACGCAUUAAAGCUUCUAGUCGUCAAAGAGAAUUACAAAAUGUAAUCUGAAUAUUUUAAAAUUGAUUACACUGAUGAUAAUCACUAUCACAUUUAGUCCGAUUAACAAUGCUAUAUUGUGAUGCCUACUAUUUUAUUCUUCUAACUAAUUGAUGCUACUUGUUUUACUACUAUUACUGAUGACGAUGAUGGCAUAUUGUUAAAUUUGAUUCUAUAUUGACGGAAAAUCUUGUAUAAUUUAUAUAGGCUCUGUGAAAAUGUUUUGGUUUCAGCAUCUCUUUUUAUGGUUUAAAUCACUUUUCAUAUUCCUAUUGCCUUCCAAUUUUCUGCUAACUUUUUAGUGAUGAAUAAAAACUGAGUGUAACUAUUUAUUUGAUUG